CUCCGGGCCGCGUCGAGGGCGCGGUCGCUGCCGCUGGCCAGGCUGACCCACUCCCACAUGCUCCGCGCCGGCUUCCGUCCGGGCCUCUUCCUGCGCAACAACCUCCUCGCUGCAUACUGCCGCGGCGGCGACAUGCGCUACGCACGCCUCCUGUUCGACGGAAUGCCGCGCCGGGACGCCGUGUCCUGGAACACCCUCAUCGCGGGCUACUCCAGCCAGAGCGGGUCCUCCGCGCGCCUCGCGCUCGCCUCCUUCCGGGACGCGCGGGGCGGCGGCGUCUGGGCGGACAGGUUCACCUACGCCGCGGUGCUGGCGGCGUGCGGCAGGGCCGGGGACUCGAGGCACGGCCGGGCGGCGCAUGGGCUGGCCGUGGCGAGUGGGCUCGUGCAGGACGUGUUCCUGACCAACUCCGUCAUCGACAUGUACGCCAAGUGCGGGAUGAUUGACGAGGUGAGGCUGGUGUUCGACCGGGCUGAGGAGCGGGACGAGGCGUCGUGGAACCUGCUGCUGUCGGCGUACGUGCGCAUGGGGUGGCCGGAGGUGGCCGUUCACGUGCUCGUCUGGAUGCACCGGUCAGGGGUGAAGCUUGAUAGCUUUGCCUUGGGUGGGAUCCUCAAGGCUUGCUCCCAGCUCGAGGGCUCCGAGGAUGUACGCAGGAUGCUGCAUGGUUGCGUGGUUAAGGUUGGUCUGGACUUGGAUAUGUUCGUCGGGAGUGCCAUGGUGGACAUGUAUGCCAAAAACGGUGGACUUGAGGAGGCGAUCAAGGUGUUUGACUGCAUCCCGAAUCAGAACGCGGUGGUUUACGGUGCCAUGAUCGCGGGUUUCGCUCGCUUAGGUAGUGACCCUUGCCCUGAGGUUAGAAUCCAAGCUGUCAGGCUUUUCUCAGACUUGCUCCGGAUGAGUGUUAAACCGUCCAGGUUUACUUUCAAGAGUGUGCUCGAAGUCUGCAAUUUGACCAAUGCGUUGCACUGUGGGAGGCUGAUACACGCUCAUGUUGUAUUCAAUGGGUUUCAGGACGAUGAGUUCAUAGCAAAUGCGCUGAUCAACUUGUACUCCAAAGCAGGGUCGGUAAGUGAUAGUCUGAGAUGCUUCCAUAUGACUCCCAGGCAAGAUGUCGUCACAUGGACAUCCAUGAUUACAGCAUUCACACAUGAUGAGAAUUUUGAGAAGGCACUAGGCCUGUUCCUAGAGUUUCUUUCUCUUGGAAAAGAGCCAGACCAGUUCACUUUAUCUAGUGUGAUGAAUGCCUGUGCUGCUCUGAGUCUACCAGCAACCUGUAAGCAGAUACACUGUUAUACGGUCAAAUCUGGACUCAGUCAGUUCACUGUGUGCGGCAAUUCUCAGAUUUCUAUGUAUAGGAAUAUAGGUGAUGUUGAGGCUUCAAAGAAGACAUUCGAACAGAUUACAUGCCUGGACAUAUUCUCAUGGUCUGCAAUGGUUUUGAGCUACGCGGUCCAUGGCCAUGAAGGUGAGGCUCUAGUGCUCCUGGAGAAGAUGAAGGAUUGUGGUGUCUUGAUAAAUGAUAUUGCUUUUCUUGCCGUUCUCAUUGCUUGCAGCCAGCAGGGGCUGGCACACGAAGGUUUCAGGCACUAUGAGAGCAUGCUAUCAGAUUAUGGCUGUUCCCCAAAUAUGAAGCACAAAGCUUGCGUAGUUGACCUCCUUGGCCGUGUUGGUAAACUGUCUGAGGCUGAAGAUUUCAUAAUGGGAUCUGGAUCAGAAAAUGACCCAAUACUUUGGCAUGCACUGUUGCGUGCAUGCAGAAUCCAUGGGGACAAAGAGAGGGGUAUGAAAACCGGAGAGAAAUUAAUGGAACUCGAGCCCUUCACUGUUACUUCAUAUGUGGUUCUGUACAACCUCUACAUGGAUGCGGGCAAAAUCUCAUUGGCUAUGAAGACAAGAGGCCUAAUGAGAGAGCGGGGCAUGAGUAAGGAAGCUGGGAUUAGUUGGGCCGAGUUUGGGGGAUCCAUCCUUCAUUUCACUGACGGAAAUAACUCCUGCCCACACAAUAAUUCAGUUCAUGCCAGAUUAGAAGAAUUGUUAGUCAGUGUGAAACAGAGGACCGAGCGUGGUGGAACGGACAUUUGGGAAUUAGGAUUCCAGAGUAGAAAGGAUGGUGAGACCUCACUCGCCAGACAUGGUGAACUACUGGGUGUGGCUCUUGGGCUGUCCACUUUGUCAUCUGGUGCUCCUGUAACAGUUAUGAAGAACCAGAGGAUAUCCUGGGAAAGCCAUGAAACACUUAAGUUGCUAUCAGCAAGGGAAAGCAGGGGAAUAAUUGUCAGAGAUCCGACUCAUUUUCAUCGUUUUGAUCAAGGUUCAUGCUCUUGCAGAGACUACUGGUAGACAUAAGUGAUUUAUAACCUUGGGAGUACAAACCUUAGAAGGGUCAGCGGAACAGUUUGGCCAUUCUUGCAACUGAGAUUGAAACUGUUGGCUGACAGUUUGGAUUGGAGGAAUGAGAGGAUUACGGUAAAGGGUUCAGUGGCAUUGCACUGAACAGAAGCUGCGUCAUUCCACUGAAUAGAAGCUGUGUACAUGUAGCAUACGAUUGUGCUUGAUGAUGUCCAACCCCAGCCACGCAUCACUUUGCGAUUAAGCAUCACACGUCUCAAGCUGGUCAUCUUUGAUGAAACCGUGGGAUUGCUGGAGAUGUGAAGGCAGAGCUGCUUCCCUGCAUCUCAGCUAGAACUGUGGCUUAAUCAUAUAUACUUGGGGCAUUCUUGUGAGCAAAAUGUGCUGACCUGAACAGCCGGCAGCUGCUGUCUUUGCGCCAUGGUCUAAUCUGAGACCCAUCUGCAGCACGUACACUGUGGUCAUACUGCUGUAGAAGCUGUGGUCAGAAGUGUUAAUAUUGAGAAGUUCCUGAUGGGGAGAAAAGCCCAUUGCGGAACAAAUGAUGCGCUACACUCUCACCAAGAUGAAAGAUACGCUGAGAUUUUUUAUUUUUUUUAUUUUUUUGCACAGGCUGACGUAGGUUACAGGUAUAGUUGCAAACACAUGCUACGUUUAUGCAAGUACCUUAUGAUAUUUUUACAUAGCUGUUGCAGCUGAAUUGCAUUUAUAUACAUCCUUGUGUUCAAUCACAUAAAUUAUAAUAAUAAAAUCCUUGGUGUACAUUCAUGUUUUAGAUCCGAAUGCAGUAGUUUUUACUGAUUCAAAAUACAUAUCAUUCUCUUCAGACUUAAGAAACAAAAGUCAUACAUACAUAAUAAAAAGAAAAUAAUCCCCUUAAGCCAGAACUAUUUAGCUUCUUACCUUUUAGGGUGAGGGAGGUGUUUCUUGAUUCUGCCGACAAUUGUUAGAACUGUUUAGUAGUUUGGUGAUAUGUGUUAGAACAGGGUUGUGCUGUGUGUAGUUACCAUAUUGUAUAGGGGCUUCUUUGCUUAUUUCCCUCUUGUCUGUAUGUACUGGCUCUUGGCCCCAUUCAAUAAAAAAGCUUAGCCCUGCUAAUUUUAACACCUAUAAUACACAGAGGAUUAUACUAAAUACUAUUCUCCCCGUUCCAUAAUUCUUGUCGUGGUUCUAGUUCAAACUUGGACUAAAACCACGACAAGAAUUAUGGAACAGUGGGAGCAGUACCAUGGUGCCCCCAUCCUCCCCUGCCACCAUCACAAUCGGCGUCGUACGAAACAAGCCCAACCCACCCACUCAUACCAUAGGUUAGCAGGUGUAGUUACAAACACAUGAAACGUUUAUGUAAAGCACCUAAUGAUAUCUUUAUACAGGCUUUUGCAGCUGGGAAAAUGUAUGUUUCUAGGACCCCCGAAUUUUGUUAACCGCCACUGUUGGCUAGGAGUCAUGCUAGCUCGACGCAUUUUUUUUAGACAGGUCGUCAUGAGAUUUACUUGUUGUUCUGCCUUGUCUUUAUCAAUUCUUGUAUUGUAGCUCUUACUUAAAAAUGUGGUGAUUCCACUUUUUCAGGAGCUUCAAGCCUAAACGAAAGCUGGAAGUAUGAAGCCAUGAAGCCCUACUCAACGAAGAGUAGAAUAUCUAGGUUUUAAUAGAAUAAUUCAGUGUUGUUUUUGAUGAAUUUCAUUUGUUCCGUGAUCUGUUCAAAAUAUUGAUUUUGUAUGUGAUUUGUACACCUAUGAAAUGGAAACCUCACAAGGGGUAACCACUUAUGAAAAUUGUUUCACAAAUUACAAAAU
Molecule: messenger RNA, 4148 nt
Organism: Hordeum vulgare subsp. vulgare (domesticated barley)
Lineage: Eukaryota; Viridiplantae; Streptophyta; Magnoliopsida; Poales; Poaceae
Product: pentatricopeptide repeat-containing protein At3g13880-like
Exons: 2
Coding region: 58-2343 (761 amino acids)
Biological process (GO): RNA modification
Molecular function (GO): protein binding; RNA binding; zinc ion binding
Source: RefSeq, a predicted model, not a curated record